Dinoponera quadriceps is the source of this 4691-nucleotide messenger RNA. RefSeq names its product transcriptional regulator ERG homolog (gene Ets65A). The transcript is spliced from 6 exons. Gene Ontology annotation, cellular component: nucleus. Gene Ontology annotation, molecular function: DNA-binding transcription factor activity, RNA polymerase II-specific; sequence-specific DNA binding. Gene Ontology annotation, biological process: cell differentiation; regulation of transcription by RNA polymerase II. Bases 430 to 1410 code for a protein of 326 amino acids. The record is from RefSeq and is a predicted model, not a curated record. Lineage: Eukaryota; Metazoa; Arthropoda; Insecta; Hymenoptera; Formicidae.
GUCGCCCCCGAUAUCGCGAUAUUUUCAGUGCCGCGAGGUCGCUUCGAUUCCCCUGGGGAAAACCCGUGGCCGGUCGACCGGUAACAAGGACGACACACACACACACACACAGUGCUCGAAGACAGAGUGAGAACGUCGUGAAAGGCGUCGUCGUCGUCGGUCUGUUGACGGCCAACACGCCGGGGAGACGUCGGGAAACCUCGGGAAAAUUCAGCGUGCUCUCUCUCUCUCUCUCUCUCUUUCUCUCACGAGCUCGAGACGAAGUGCGGGCGGAGCGGUUCACACCUGCCUGCGGUGUUGCACACCGGCGGUUUCGGCCGGCCGGCGAUCGACACCAUCGCGGGGGGAAUAUCUCUGGGGAUCGAGCUGGAUCGGAUAGUGCCGGACAAGACACCACGUAGGCCCCCGCACUGACGGGGCUCUUUGGUGAUGUACGACAGCGCUAGCUGUUCGUACGCAGGUGCGCUCGAAUUAAAGGGAUCCUCCGGGGCCGCCGGAGCCGCGGCCGCGGCCGCCGGAGUAACCGCGGCCGGCGUCAAGCAGGAAAACUGGCCGUACCGCGGUCUCACCUGCGGUAGCACGUUUCAACGGCUCAAGGAGAGCGUCGACAAGGCGAAGCAGGCCCUCGCCGAUCGCGGGGGUUACCUGGCGGGUGCCUUUUCACCGCCCCCGCGUGCCAAUCCAUCCGCCAUUUCGCCCACAGCCUCCAUCACCGAUGCCGGCAGCUCUUACAAGGGAGGCUGGAGCCACGCCACGUCGCCGGCACCUGGUCAGGGGUAUGGAAGCAGCUUAUCGAAGUCGGCAUUGGACACGCACAGCCAUCUCAGGCAGCCUGAUCCCUACCAAAUGUUCGGAGCGACGAGCAGUCGGCUCGCGAGCUCCGGUUCCGGUCAGAUUCAGCUCUGGCAGUUUCUGCUCGAGCUCCUCUCGGACUCGAGUAACGCCGCGUGCAUCACGUGGGAAGGAACCAACGGCGAGUUCAAGCUGACCGAUCCCGACGAGGUGGCGAGACGAUGGGGCGAGAGGAAGUCCAAGCCUAAUAUGAAUUACGACAAAUUGUCGAGGGCUCUGAGGUACUACUACGACAAGAACAUCAUGACGAAGGUGCACGGCAAGAGGUACGCGUACAAGUUCGAUUUCCAGGGGCUGGCGGCGGCGACGCAGCCGGCGGCGGCCGACCCGGCGGCGUACAAGUACCAGAGCGAGCUCUUCAUGUCCGGUUACGGCCACGCCAAGUUGAACCUGAUGCCGCCGCCGGCGGCUUCGGUCUCGGUCUCCGUUCCAGGCGGCCUCUUCCAAUCGGCGUCCAGCUACUGGUCGACCAGUCCGGGCGCGAACCUGUACGCCGGCCAUCACACGGCCUCGGGACACGUACCACCUCAUCUCGGCACCUAUCCGCAUUACGCAUGACCCACCGCCGAGCACUGGGGUGCCCUGGGCACGCCGCGUUGAGGGCAGCGUUUCGAGAAAAAGGGGAAAAAAAGCAGAAAAUGAAAGAAAAAAAAAAGAGGAAACACGAACCGUCGCCGCCGGAGCCGCAGCCGUCGUCGUGGUGCCGUCGCUGCGUAAUCGAGGAACACCCCCGCGCGCCAAUUCGGAACGUACUCUCCGCUUCAGGUACUCGCAUGCGAAUCCGCCCGUUUUCCGCGCGUCUUCGUUUCCGGAGCGGUCGCAACAUCCCGAGCGGAUCCCGAGCGAGCGCAAACAGCGACGUUAUUUUCUCUCCUUGUAACGUGACGACAAGUUCACGAGUUUCCUUUGCGUUGGCGUUUCUCUCAAUCGUGCCUCGAUGCUGAAAUUGAGAGGGAUGUCCGUGAAACGUAGAAACGUGUCCGUGACGAAGACGCGUCCGGGCGGAUCUCGAUGCCCGAAUCGCUCGGUACGCUCGUCUACCGAGUUCAGUAUCGUGUGCAAUACCGUCGCAAUACUCGUUUGCAAUCCUCGGAUGCAAUACCUAAACCACACGUCGUCGUAAUUAAUUAACGAUCACUUACGAGCCGCCUGUGUGUGAACGGAGGCGAUCUCUCCGCGCGUAACGAGUGUCCUACGGAUUUGGAGUCGCCGCGGCCGACGGUGCGCCCAAAAAAAGAACGAAAGAGAGAGAGAGGGAGGGAGAGAGAAAGAGGGUAGAGAGGGAGAAAGAGGAGAGAGAGAGAGGAGAAGUUAUUGUAAGAACGUUGUACAUACAGUAUAAUGCAUUACGUUAGUACAGGGUGUGCGUCCGUGAGAGGAUUCGCAUGAAUCUCUUUACCGUUACCGUUCCCCCCCGCGGGAAAUAGACACUCCCUCGCGUCCGCCCACCCCCUUGAAGAAGAUUCCCGUCGAGGUGAAACUUGGGACUCAGUUAAUUUUUCCGCCAAAGAUAAUACAUACCAAAGAAAAUUAGUCUCUCUCUGAUUUGACAGUGACGCGUACACAUCGUGCGAGCAUACGCGUAUUUGUUAUUUCCAUCGUUUGCGGGCUCGAAGGCGAGAAACGCUGUCGCAAGUAUCGUUCCUUCGAGCAUUAUUUCGUAUAUUCUUCGACAUCGUUUCCUGUCAGGUCGCCGAUCUUGACUUGCAUCGUCGAGACGCACGGCGUAAAUUUCCCUCACGGCCAACAUUCUCCACCCCGAGAGCGGAAUGUGCGGUCGCAUCGACGGUAAAUUGAGCAUGCGGAAUCGUCGGAUCUGAAGGAAAAACGUGAGCUCGUACACGAACAAGGAACCGGCGGGAGGUUCCGCCCCCCCCUUCCUUACCCUUCGCGGAAUCGCGCCGGCAUAAUACGGUUGGAUUAAAUCGGGCAUGUGUACAUUAAAAUCAGAACGCGUCACCGUGUUAAGACCACUCGUGAUAACUUGAGUCAUCCUUCGCGUCCUCACGUGACCGUGAAAAAAAGCUGUAAUGUAAAUCUCGAUUUCCAAGGAGGUUGAUCGCUUGCUCACACCCCCGACCGUGAGAGAUGUACUCAUGUUCGAUUCAGACCAAAACUAAUAUGUGUAUCAUAAACUCUUUUAACUUAUUUGUUACGUGAUGAGACGGGUGGAGACGCCACAUAUACAUAUAUAUACACAUACAUACACACACAUAUGUAUCUACGGGAGAAAUUGAACGAAUCGAGCGUGCGGGAAACGAUCGUCGCGUAACGCAUGAAACAAUAUUUAUACAGCUACUUUUAUCAACAAACACACACAUACACACACACACACACACACUGGUCCGGGCUCGCUUGAGCGAGAAUCGCUCGUUUCUUUGACGUAAUUUUACAACGAAACCCGCGUUAUCGCGUAAUCCCCUCAUCAUCCUCCGUCAUCAGUGCAAGGAAAUGAGGGAAACAGGAAAGAAGAAGAAGCGAAAGAGAUCAAGAGAGAGAGAGAGGGGGAGAGACGUAGGCGAUAAUUAAAAGUACAAUUUUUAAGUCAUAUCAAUUGACGGCAAUCACACGCAAUCAGAAUCGUACUUUUCACACACGCACACACGCCAUCCCUUUUUAAAAUCAACGCGAGACGACAUAUGUGGCCGCUCUACCCGUGUCGAGACAGAGGGUGGAUUGCCGAGAUCGAGUUCGAUUCUGGAAGCAGGAAGCGCGCAGCGGACUCGCGACGCCGACGCCGCGUUACGUUUCCGGCGGUCUCCGAUCGCCUUCCCGAAAAAAUACAAAUACGAGUCUCACGGAGGACGCAAUUUAGAGACUUAGCUGUGAUCGAUACGUAGAAGUAAUGAAAUGUCGCCAAUAACGACGUCCAAUUCGGAAUCCUCCUCCGCGCAUAGCGCUUCCGCUGCUCGCCGAAGCGCGCGUAAGAACGACACGAAGAGAGAAACAAAAGGCGGUUUCUCGUCGGGAAGUCGCGAGGAUGGCCAGGAGCGCGCUUCCGCGUGGGCCCGUCGACGCGUUUCGGCAAUCCGUCCCGAGAAGAAGGCAGGUGUACCUCGAAGAAGCGUAACUCCUCAAGACAUAUACUGUACCAUAUUACUCUAAGUAAAGUGACCCUAAGCAUUCCUAGAGUUAACUUUAACGAUUAGCGCGCGACCCUCGAACGAAUGGCCCGUGGGACCGAUCGUGCGAUCGGCACCGCGACGGGGAACGAGAGUCAUCGGGGAUGGACAGUUUCCGGAUCGGUCCGACGGGUCGCGAGCGUCAAGGGCGCUCAUGUAGAUAGGGUGUUUUCAUGUUUAGCGUAGGCGUGUAGAGAAUUUAGUCUUAGCGCGAGAAUGCGAGCGGCUUGAGUGGACGUUGAAAAUCGGUGAGAAAGAGAGAGCGUCUGCUUGUCCAUGUAUAUGUGUGCUUGCGCGCGUACGUAUGUGUGUGUAUGCGUGAGAGGCGCGUGUGCGUUCGAACGGGCGUGAUUUCGAGAGGAAGGAGGUGAAUAAUAAUAUGAUGACUACGAUGACGACGAUGACAAUGAUGGAUGAGUGGAUGAACCGAGAAGGGGUGUCUGGCACUAGCGUAGAUCGCGUUAAGUUAGGUAGAUAAGCGAUCCCCCCAUCUCCCCAUCACCCACCCCCUCUGGAAGGAGGGCCGAGAAGGACAUGGUUUUCUCGUCGUUUUCAAUAGAGCGGAGCUGCAAAACUACGGCAGACAACAAUCAACCGGGCCCAGAAUCGCGAACGGUGUCGCCGCGGGAAAGCGGGGGAGCGCUGUUGUUGUUCUUGUUGUCGUGCGCUUGUAUUAAAGUCGCCAUGUUCUAAUUAAACGUGCCGACGGGGUUGUAU